AAAACCGAACCAGGGCGAAGGGAUAGCCCUCGCUUGCCGGACGCGGUUUGUCUGCCUUGGAAUCUGUGACCGUGCAACCACCAGCCAUUGCUGGAGGAAUACACACGUUACAGCAUCAUUACAGCAGCACCCAGAAGGACGGGACCACGUCAGACGGGGCAAACAGUAGAGAUUGGCCCGGCGCUUUGCAACUGCAACAACGCUACAGAAAGUGAAGUGGUGGUCCGUGGUAUGCCGUGUAGUUUUGCCAAGUGUUUACCGGUGAGUUUCGCUGCAGCAGUGUGCAGGUAAAGGAAAGGUGUUUGUAGUGGUAAAUGCAGUGGACUGUUGCGUGCAGCCAACACGAGAGGUGCAUUUGCGCAUCGGAAACGACAAAAUUCCGCCUUGCCAAAAGCGGUGCUGGUGGGCGCUGUGGUGCACAAGAAGAAUUCGACACCGACACUGUCGGUAGCAAGAAAGAGAACGAACUGGCACCGCGGGUUUUUAAUGAAAAGAACACGUCCGAAUAUAUCAGCAUUCUUCGAAACAAUCAAAUUUCUGUUUUCCAUCAACCAAUCAACUGUUUGGAAAAUAGAACCCCUAAAAACCGUGGGUACGUCACGGUUUUGAUGUGUUCACCAUAUGACGCCAACGCCUGAUGUAUUAUGGGGUGCCGCCGCUUGCGUAGCGUUGGGAUAAACUAUCAACCAGAUCGCUCGAUUUGAUCGUCCGGUCGGAGACGGUUCCCAAACAGCGGCAUUGGUUGUUUAGAACGCUCCAUGCCAACGUCAACACUUCCUGCUUCUUCGGCUGCUGGGCUGGGUGGAAUAUGUUAUGAUCGUUAUCAGCGCGAGUGCGAGCGCGGGUUUUAGACGUAUAGAUCUGCUCCCCGAGCAUACAUGUCCGAGUGAGCAUUAACACGUACACACGCCUCGUAGCAUAUUAUCCCCCACCCCCCCGGGUCGAACGCCAUAUGUCGGAGCCGAGCAUAAGACGUGUCAAAGGGACUUGAGCAGCUUAGACGAGCAGUUGCGUUUGGUUUGCGACGAUCCGCCCGGCUGUCGCGGGUGCUUCUUUACUGUUUGCUUUAGGUUUUAUAUUCCGGCAGCAAUUAGUUUAACAACUUUAAUUAAACUUUCAAUCCUUUUGUUUCAUUCUUUCAGCCGUGCGUGAGCUGAAGAUGCGUCCCACCGUUUCCGGGAAAAUGUUGCCAAUUGUACUGACAACCGUGGUAUCGCUGCUGGUGUUACAGCCACCGGUCGAUGGUGAACUGUUUACCGCACUGGCGGACAUGGAGGAGCUGCUCGAAACGGAAGCAGUGCUAAUCACCAACCUGGACAAAUACGUCCAAGCGCAGGAAGAAAAGCUGAUGCAGCUGCGCCAAAAAGUGCACGAAUAUCGGCGCGAACACACGGAAGCGGCCCGGGACGUCAGUGCGUACCUAUCGAACCCGGUCAAUGCGUUCCUGCUGACCAAGCGUCUCACAACCGAUUGGCGGUACGUGGAAAACCUGAUGGCGUACGAAGUCGGCAAGGAGUUUCUCGAGAACGUGACGAGCUACCGGAGCGUGCUGAAAUUUCCGUCGGACGAAGAUCUGAACGGUGCGGCGGUAGCGCUGAUGCGGCUGCAGGAUACUUACAAUCUCGACACGGCCAGCCUUGCCCGGGGCAUGCUGAACGGGGUGCAGUACAGUACGGAGCUGUCUGCGGGCGACUGCUUCGAGCUCGGCCGGCAAAGCUAUCUGAACGGGGAUUACUACCACACGGUGCUGUGGAUGCGCGAGGCAAUGGAUCGGUUAACGAGCGAAGUUAAUCGUACCGCGACCAAGGAGGAUGUGCUGGAGUAUCUAGCGUUUUCCACGUUUAAACAAGGUAACAUCCAGACGGCGCUUUCUAUGACGGAAGAGCUGCUCGAGCUAGUGCCGGACCACGAGCGUGCCGUCAGCAACAAAGCAUACUACGAGAAGGAGCUGCAAAAAGAGGCUCAGCAGAAGAUAUUACGCGGUGACGACGGUAGCGAGGAGGUCCCGAUCGACACAACCGCGAAGAUCCAGAAAGAGGCAAAACCGCACGUGUACGACAGCAACGAGCGUAAGCUGUACGAGCAGCUGUGCCGCGGCGAGCAGCAUCCACCGAUCGAGCUACGGUCACAGCUGAUCUGCCGCUACACAACCAACCAGUCGCCGUUCCUGCGGAUAGGCCCGCUAAAGCUCGAGGAAGCGUACCACCGGCCGUACAUCGUCAUCUACCACGAUGUGAUGUCGGAUCAGGAAAUUGAACGUAUCAAGCAGUACGCCCGGCCGCGGUUCCGGCGCGCGACGGUCCAGAACUACAAGACGGGCGAGCUGGAGUUCGCCAACUAUCGCAUCAGCAAGUCGGCCUGGUUGAAGGAUGCGGAGGAUGAGAUGAUCCGGACGAUCAGCCGACGGGUCGAGGACAUGACGGGAUUGACGAUGGAAACAGCGGAAGAGCUGCAGGUCGUUAACUACGGCAUCGGUGGCCACUACGAGCCACAUUUUGACUUUGCCCGGCGCGAGGAACGUAAUGCGUUCAAGAGCCUCGGCACGGGGAACCGUAUCGCGACUGUACUGUUUUACAUGAGUGACGUCACGCAGGGCGGUGCGACCGUGUUUCCCGCGCUGCAUCUCGCACUCUGGCCCCGGAAAGGGACGGCCGCCUUCUGGUUCAAUCUGCAUGCAUCCGGUCGGGGUGAUUACGCGACUCGGCAUGCCGCCUGCCCGGUACUCACCGGCACCAAGUGGGUAUCGAACAAAUGGAUCCAUGAGCGUGGGCAAGAGUUUAGGAGACCGUGCGGCUUACACUUAGACCGCUCGGAGGAAGAAUUCUGAUAGUGGUCGGAAAGCGAUACCCAACCAUCAUGAUCUAUAAAACCAAACGAAUCUGCCAUAGGUUUUAGUUGCAAUUGUAAUCAAUUCUUUAAAAUAAGAUAUAAUUAGCGCCCAGAGCAGCAAACGAAACAACAAAAUGCAACAAGCUCUAUCACUAAGUUUGCCAUAUCUCUAACUGAAUCGUUAGUGCGUUGUUAACCGCAACGUUAUGAAGCGUUAUACCAACGUUAUAACAAGCACGUGAAAACAGCGAGGCCAAAAAUAGCUUAGUUACAUGAGAUUAUAUUAAUUUAACCAAUCCUUCCUGCUUUGCGAUACCGACAUAAUCCAUUUAGGGUUAAUAUUUCCCCAUAAUAUUUUACUUCCUGUUUCUCCUAAACCUUUCUUUAAAAUGUGUAUACCUGUUACUCGCAAUACGCAUUAUAGGGUAUAGGCUAUUUUAUUUAGUGCAAUUUUUCAAACACAUUUACUACUUGCCAUUAGACGAGAUUUGAAUCAUCCAUAUGCGCAUCCUUUUGAAGAAAAACACCAAAACCCUAAAUCGUAAACAAGGAUGCAUGUAACCCCCGUGAAUAACCGCCGUUAGUUUUUGAAACGAUUGGGUAAAUAAGAAGAAAACAACCUCCCCACACACACACACAUAAACCUCUAAAGUUAGGAUGAUGUUGAUACGAACGCAUUUAGAUGAGAUAGGAGAGGUUGUAACUCUACACGGUCGUACAUUUUUAAUUAAAGUCGCGCGCCUGUGUGUGUGUGUGUGUGGGUGUGCAGCAGCGAAUUAAGCGAAAGGAAGCACUGUGUGCGCCAAUGCCAUACUAAAAUUGUCGAAAUAAAUCAA
Molecule: messenger RNA, 3665 nt
Organism: Anopheles moucheti
Lineage: Eukaryota; Metazoa; Arthropoda; Insecta; Diptera; Culicidae
Product: prolyl 4-hydroxylase subunit alpha-1-like
Exons: 7
Coding region: 1160-2827 (555 amino acids)
Biological process (GO): peptidyl-proline hydroxylation to 4-hydroxy-L-proline
Cellular component (GO): endoplasmic reticulum
Molecular function (GO): procollagen-proline 4-dioxygenase activity; protein binding; iron ion binding
Source: RefSeq, a predicted model, not a curated record